Molecule: messenger RNA, 324 nt
Organism: Fulvia fulva
Lineage: Eukaryota; Fungi; Ascomycota; Dothideomycetes; Mycosphaerellales; Mycosphaerellaceae
Exons: 2
Coding region: 1-324 (107 amino acids)
Source: RefSeq, a predicted model, not a curated record
AUGUUCCGCCACGACUGGGAGAUUCUAAAAACGCAGCAGGAGUCUGAGCGCACGAUAACAGUACGCUUCGGCGAUAAAACCAACAUCAAAAUCCCUUACAGCGCUUUCAAGCGCGCAUCGAAAGACCUCGCAGCGGCGAUCAAUGAUACUGAGCUCGAUCUUACGAACGAAGAGGAUGAUGAUGCCUCCCGGCUGAUGAUCUUCUGGAUCAUGGAGAAAGAGCUCCCUGGAUACUUCGCCGCGUUCGAAGACAUCGUUCCAGAGUCUGCGAUCGAUUGCUGGGUACACUGCAACAGAUACGGCAUCUCCGGUCUACAGAACUAG